GUUAAGCCAGCUAGGUAAGUAUUUUGGACUUGAAACAGCAUUACUUUGCCUGACCUUCGAUUGAACAGUUGUUUUAUACUUCAUGAAAAUGACACUUCUAUUGUGGCUUUCUAUCUGCUCUCUAUUCGGAGCUGCGUUUUCUUGCGACGCUUACAUCAAGACCAACCAAUGGCCCGGCCGCUCCGUCAUCGUACAAAUGUUCGAGUGGAAGUGGUUGGACAUAGCUGAGGAGUGCGAGAGGUUCCUUGGACCCAAAGGAUUUGGUGCUGUACAGACUUCGCCAGCAUCAGAGAACUUGAUACUAGAUCUAAACGGUACAAGACCUUGGUACGAGCGCUACCAAGUGAUGUCUAACAAACGGGUCACCCGUUCAGGAAACGAAGCUGAUUUCUUGAACAUGACUACUAGGUGCAACAAAGUUGGUGUUAGAAUUUACGUGGACGUCGUAUUCAACCAUAUGGCGAUACCGCAGAAUACAAAUAAGGUUUACAAUGGGACUGGUGGCAGUACUGCUCUCAUUGACGAAUAUUUGUAUCCAGCAGUUCCAUAUAGGAAGGAACACUUUCAUCACCCAGUGUGUGAAGUCAAUGACUACGAUAAUGCUACAGAGAUUCGAGUAUGUCAGCUGGGUGGAUUGCAAGAUUUGAAUCAGACAAUGCCUUACGUGCGUCAGAGGAUUAUCGUGUACCUAAACGAGCUUAUUGAUCUUGGUGUAGCUGGUUUCAGAGUAGAUGCAGCAAAGCAUAUGUGGCCAGAAGAUCUAAAAGAAAUUUACAAGUACCUCAGCAAUUUGAAGACAAACCAUGGAUUCCGAAAAAAUUCCAGACCUUACAUUUACCAUGAAGUUUCAAAGGGUGGAGUAGUUACGUAUGCUGAUUACAGAGAUAUUGGAGAUGUUACGGAAUUCACUGCUGGAACAGAAUUAGCGCUAAUAUUCACUGGUCGAAAGCCACUGAAGACGCUAAGGUCUUGGGGCACUGCGGAACUGGAUAUGAUGCCAAAUGGAAAUGCCUUAGUUUUCGUUGACAAUCAUGACACACAACGCAAUGGAUUUAUAUUGACGCAUAGAAAUGCUACAUUAUAUAAGGCAGCUUUAGCAUUUCUUCUAGCACAUCCGUAUGGGCAGCCUCGAAUGACAAGCAGUUUUUAUUUCAAUAGUUUUGACGAUGGUCCUCCUGCUGAUAGUGAAGGAAAUAUUAUAUCUCCUACUAUUGACGAGAACGGAAUGUGUGAUGAAAAUUGGGUAUGUGAACAUCGCUGGGGCCCCGUGUACAGAAUGGUGGCGUUCAGAAAUGAAGUAAUGAAUACAGAAGUUAACUACUGGUGGGACAAUGGGAACAACCAAGUUGCGUUCAGUUUGGGGGACAAAGGAUUCAUUGCUUUCAAUACUGAAGGGAGUGAGAUGCAUGUGGAGAUACAGACAGGACUUCCAGCUGGGAUCUAUUGCGAUAUAAUAUCAGGAGAAAAAGACAAAGAAUUACCUUUUUGCACUGGGAGAAAUAUAUCGGUAUCCAUUACUGGGAAGACGGAAAUAAUUUUAUCUGGUGCCGAAGAAACUCAUCUUGCCAUACAUGUUGGAAAAGAGUCGCUUUUGGUGUUGACGGGAUAAGGAGAUUCGAUAAACCAGAAGUUAGUACCUUAUUAGGUAUAGUAGACUAUUGUCUACUAUUAAAAAGAUUUUGAAUGUAGUUUCGAGACGUUAGUUUUCGAUAUUUUAAUCUUAUUUAAUACUUGUUUUUCUCCUUUACUUGUAAUGUAGUAAAUAAUUUAUGAGAAAUAUUAUUUGUUAAUGUAAUAUAGUAGAUAAUAUGUAUGGUCUGAUUUUUAAUUCGAGUCAGUAAAAUGACAGGAGCAACUGUCACUUUCACAAAAAAGGGUGACUCACUACAAUAGUGAUGUUCCACAAUCGAUCGACUUAGAAGUUUAGUCAUGAUUUAUUUUAUUAGGUAUCAGAGCGUUGUUUUUAUUAUAAAUAUUUAAAGCAUAACGUAUUAAAUAAUACGAUUUUAGAAAUAUGAACCUUCCCAGCAUACUAAAACUUCUCAUUACAACAUUAUUACAUAAAAAAAAAUAUAACAACAGUAUUCUAUGUAAUAUUUAAUUACAUGUCUCCAGUUUAAUUUCCGUAAAUUACAUAUUUAUAUUAAUAUAAAGCCAAUUUGAUAUUAAUAAAAAAUGUAAUGUAUGUACAAAUAAAUAAAUGAAUGUAAUCUAGACUAACUUUUAAUUCUCGAUUUAAAAAUCUCGAUUUUCCACAUCACUAUUUAUUUGGGACCCUAUUUUUUUAAAACCGCGCAACACUGGAAAUGUCCUUUUACUGACUCGAAUUAAAAAUCAGACUAUAGGUAUUAAUCUAUGCUUUGUACUUAAUUGUUUUUAAUUUAUCGAUGUUGUGUGUUGUACUUAUUUGUCAUGUAUGUAUGUGUAUGUAGGUAUAAGAAUUAAAACAUUUAAUUGCA
Molecule: messenger RNA, 2459 nt
Organism: Helicoverpa zea (corn earworm)
Lineage: Eukaryota; Metazoa; Arthropoda; Insecta; Lepidoptera; Noctuidae
Product: alpha-amylase 4N-like
Exons: 11
Coding region: 83-1609 (508 amino acids)
Biological process (GO): carbohydrate metabolic process
Molecular function (GO): alpha-amylase activity; cation binding
Source: RefSeq, a predicted model, not a curated record